Molecule: messenger RNA, 2805 nt
Organism: Amoebophrya sp. A120
Lineage: Eukaryota; Dinophyceae; Syndiniales; Amoebophryaceae
Source: the annotation of a GenBank genome assembly
AUGGAAGCUGCUGAAGAAGGGAUUAAGGACCUUCUUGUCAUCGUAGACGUCAAGCAGCGAAGCAUGCGCUGCUUGAAGUACAGUGACGGCGCAUUAAACUUUCUCACAACACCUACAGCGGAUGAAAGUCCGUAUGGAAAAACCAACCAGUGGGCGACCUGUAUCUAUGUGAAGAAAUUUCCGAGCGGUAAAUCUCCGAGCGGUGCGCAAGCGCAAUCAUAUGAAGCCGUACCGAGUUGGUUGCUCUUUCGAGUACCCCUCUCUGACGAUUCAGAAGGGGAACAUGUCGAGAGCCCCUCUCCGACGAUUCAGAAGUUUCGUGAUCGGGCUACUGCAGAAGACCCACCCACGGUCCAACUGCCCUCGUAUUCCGAUUUGAGGAAGUAUGGGAUCGAUGAAAAACCAGUCACCGAAGUAGGGCAAGCAUCCACUGAGGUAAACCGAGGUGAGCAAGGAGCAAUGGUGGCACUGGAGGUCGACGAGCUGCCAACCCCUAAUGCCAAGAAGGAUGACGGCGACCUGCCCAGCGCUAUCUCGUCCAUCGAAAUAGCAACCACCGCGUCGCUCUCGCAAGAGGAGGAAGGACCGACUCAGAAGCAGAUCACAGGCACUAUCAGCCAGAAGCAGGCCCCCAGUUUUGAUAACAGGCGGCUUAGCAGCGACGGCGCGACGAGCACGUGGUCGCAAUCUGCUAUGUUGAGCAGCAGCAGCGCCACAUAUGGUGAAGACGGGAGCUUGAAGAUGCGAACGCCCAUGCAGUCAUCGACCGCGGAGACCGUAGACGCUCACCCACAUUCAAAAAAUCCAGCGCACUCCAACCUUCAGUACUUCUUCGCCUACGGAAUACACGCCGCGCAAGACGUCAUUCACGACCAUGCGGAAGUCGUAUUCGUUUCCCUUAUCUUCGUCGUCAUCGCGGUGGUUGUGUUUCUACUCCUCUACGCUGUGCGCCAUCCAAGCCUCAGGGCCAAACGCGUGGGCUGGUUUUCGACCCGUUUUUGCGGCACACGAUCUUCCCCCGACGAUGGCGACAUCAGUGAAAAUGAAACAGCUUCGCCCCGCAACUUCGUGGAUGUCGAAAGAGGGGAGCGCGGUGCCUCGAUGACCGAAUCUCCGGGAAAGGACCGAGACCAGCAGGAGCAACUGUCCGCACAGACGCAGCCAGCGGAACGGCAAAUACUGUCGCCUGCCGGAGCGACGGUCGGCUACGGGACGUUGGACCAGAAGAGCGCUGAGCAAGCCCAACGUGAUAAGUCUAACAAACCGGCGCAGAAAGUAGCACUGGAUGACGAAGAUGUAGCUUCCUCACCUCCCCGCUCUUCUCAGAAUGUGUGACCUCCGGUCCUGCGCCUGCCCGCUCGUCCGUUUUGUGAACGAGACAUGUCAAAGUGUGUCGCCUAGCACCAGCAGGGAACCAGUGGACGUCGAUAAGUACUUACUUAUGAAUUUCUAUAUCCGAUAACAGAGAGCGCAAUGAAACUUUUUCUUUUUGUGCGCACCGAGGUUGCGAGGGUUCUACACUGCUGGCUCUUUGUUUUUUAACACCUCCCGCGGAAACGAAAUGGCCGCCAAUGUCGUACGUACCACGCGUUCCUUUUCCAAUUACGAUGCGGCUCUGGGUGUGACGGCAUCCUAGCGGCUGCCACAUGACAAGCGACGCACUUCAGGCGGCAAAAGCGGCACUGCGUGCUACCCUUCAAGGCGCCCAGCGCCCCAGAUUCUAGUUGUUUUGUGUGCCCAGACAGAGGCACCAAACUCGCGGCCAGAAAUCUAACCAAAACGCCAAGCCGCCUGCCAUGACUCGGCGUCAGCAUGGCGCGGCCACAAGAGCAACAGGGGUCUGAUUUAUUCCGCGGCGUCUGGUGAUGUCGGCUGCUUUUCAAAAUUAAUUUAGCACUCUCGGGUGGAGGAAAAAAAAAGGCGCAGCCCGCCCAAGACGACCGGUAGCGUAUGAUACGCUACUGGGCGUCUUGGCCGGGCCGUAGCAUGCGCCAUGGAUUCUUGAUUUUCAUCGUUAGCCCCCACGCCCUGCCUGCAGAGCAACGUCUUUGCCAACGAAGGCGUUGUGGACAACAAAGGCAGUGCUUCUAGUGCAAACACUUGGAAAGCGCCUGCGCCCAGACAAAAGAGCCAGAGUGGGCGCACUCUCCUAGCAGUGGUUUGCAUAGUUUCCAUGGUCAGAACUAUAAUGACUAGGAGUGUUAAGCAAUAAAUACCGAAAGAGACCACUCAGAGAAGCGCAGUGAUAUCAACCUGGGGAAGGCGACGCGUUUACGUGCCUCGAAAUGGGCUAGACGGCACACGGACGGCUGGCCCACCUACACAACGGAGGAAGUAAUAUCUGAGGCGCGAAGGUCGCGAUAGGUAGCGCUCAAAGUCAGCUAGUCAAUCUCUCAAAGUCAAGGAGUUUAAUAACCUAAAACGAAAAAAGAUAGACUCAGCAACAGCUGCGUAAGACAGAUCGUCUACGAUCUGAAUCACACUAGGAAAAGACAGCUAAAAAGUAAGAAACACACAAAAACAAAAAACCUUCUCUGCGCGUUGCAGCAAGCAGUAACUUUUAGAAUUUCAGCUGGUCUUCGACAACAGCUGCAAGACUUGAUUUUCAGCUUCCGCUUUCGCUUUUUUUCAAAAAAAAACUUUACGUGAGGAGAAAGCAAAACAUUUUUAAGAAGUUCAACGUGGCCAUCCACAACAAACAAACAAGAUAACUCAGAAACAAUCCCAAGGAUGAAUAUCACAACAACACACCUCGUCGUGGUGGUCCAUGAAUUCGCAAAUGCAUAUCAUUUGUGUAAAGCUGAA